This is a messenger RNA of Salvia splendens (bonfire salvia), 1285 nucleotides long. Its product is annotated as ran-binding protein 1 homolog c. Lineage: Eukaryota; Viridiplantae; Streptophyta; Magnoliopsida; Lamiales; Lamiaceae. Gene Ontology annotation, biological process: nucleocytoplasmic transport. The record is from RefSeq and is a predicted model, not a curated record. The coding region runs from base 274 to 942 and encodes 222 amino acids. Gene Ontology annotation, cellular component: cytoplasm; nuclear pore. The transcript has 4 exons. Gene Ontology annotation, molecular function: GTPase activator activity.
AGUAGUGAGCGUUGAUGGUCUAAUCCCUACAAAUAUAAUACUUCCUUCGUCUCACAAGAAUAAGUACUCUUUUCUUUUUAGUCAGUCCCAUAAAAAUAUACACUUUUUAAUUUUGAAAACCCUUUUCUUAGGGUGUGACUCAUUCUCACUUAACAAUACUAUAUUUACUUUUUCUCUAUACUUCUUUCUUAUUUACUUUACCAAUUUUGCAUUAAAACUCGGGUCCAUGGUUCUUCCAGUAGAUCUCAAAAUCUAUCUAAAUUUACUACGGUUAUGGCUACAGUAACUGAGCCCACAGUUCUCAGGAGAGAGGAGGAAGAAGAUGACAAUUCGAAGCCGGCGGCCGAUGACGAGGACCCCGGCGCUCAGAUUGCUCCUAUCGUUCAGCUGCAGGAAGUCGCUGUCAGCACCGGCGAAGAGAACGAAGAUGUUCUUCUUGAAUUGAAGUCGAAGUUGUACAGAUUUGAUAAGGACGGUAAUCAAUGGAAGGAGUGGGGAGUGGGGAUUGUGAAACUACUGAAGCACAAGGAAACAAGGAAAGUUAGGCUUGUCAUGAGGCAGAACAAGACCCUUAAGAUCUGCGCCAAUCACCUUGUCCUAUCCACAAUGACUGUGCAAGAGCAUCAAGGGAAUGAUAAGUCAUGUGUGUGGCAUGCUGCUGAUUUCCCCGAUGGAGAGCUUAAGGAUGAAACCUUCUGCAUCCGGUUUGCAUCUGUGGAGAAUUGCAAAACUUUUAAGGAUAAGAUUGCAGAAAUAGCUGAAGGACAGACAAGAGAUAGUGGAGAGAGUGAAGAAGGCAAAACUGCAGCCAGUCUUAUCGAAAAGUUGAGCGUUGAGGCUAAAGAUGAGGAAGAGAAACCUGAGCCCAAAGCUGAAGUUUUUUCAUCCUCUGCAGAGAAAAAGGGGGAAGAUGAGAAAGCAGAAGCUGCCACAGAGAAGUGAGCUCCAGAGAGCCGAGAGCCUUUGGAAGAGUCUUGUCUUGGUUUUUUGCUGACAAGGUUUGACGAAUGAGUUAUAUAUUCAGGUGAAUUAACCUGGCACCACAUUAUAGUUGUGAAAUAUGGUCUUUCGUCAGUCAUUGGUUGGUUGGUCAGUCAGUCAUUUGGUUUGUUCACUGGUCCUUGUCAGUCUUUGGUUGGUCGGGCUCAAUUGGUGCUGCUUUUGGAGCCUCUGACGUACGAGUUGUUUGUUGUUUUUUUGACCUGGGUCGAAAUUUUACUUGCAAAAAAUAUUGCACAGGGGUGCGUUACCCUCGGCAUCAUUUAUUAUAUAUUUUUUCAUGAUA